AUUGUUUGUGAAACGAAACUCCAAAAUAUCUCAACCCAUCUCUAUCUAUUCCUGGUUCUCUCCCCUCCUAUCUUGUACAUUAUCGUUGCUAUCCUUCACAUACAAUCAAAUCAUCUAUACUAAAUCUUCCAUAAUUCCACAAACAACGCACUUCCAUUUCAUCUUAUCCUUCUGGUCCUAACAGACCGGGUCUCAUCUCCCUCCUCACCCACCCCAAAGAAAACACACACAGCCUCUUUCUCUCUCCAAGAAAAGAACAAAACAACAACUAUGGGCAGCAUCUCCCUCUCCCAGGCGGAUCCCACCACCACCACCGACAACCUCCCAACCUUCAAAACCCCCUGGCACCCGACCCCGCUCCUCGAAUCGACCACCCUCUCCCGCGCCGCCGGGUGCCGGAUCUUCCUGAAGCUGGAGAACCUGCAACCGAGCGGCUCCUUCAAGUCGCGCGCCAUGGGCAACCAGAUCCUGUCGCACCUCCGCAAGCCCGAGCACGCCCACCGCGCCGUGCACUUCUACGCCUCCUCCGGCGGCAACGCCGGGCUGGCCGCCGUCUGCGCCGCCCGCACCCUCGGCUACCCCUGCACCGUCGUGGUGCCCGUCUCGACCAAGCCCCUGAUGGUGACGAAGCUGCGGCGCGCCGGGGCGGCGGACGUCAUCCAGCACGGGGAGACGUUUGCCGAGGCCGGGUCGUACAUGAAGGAGGUGGUGAUGCAAACACAAUCAUCCCGAGGAGAUGGGGAGGAGGAUGUGGUGAAGAUCGCGCUGCAUCCGUUCGAUAACGAGCCCAUCUGGGAGGGCAAUAGUACCAUUGUCGAUGAAUUGGUGCAGCAGAUCCCCCCGCCGGCGGGCCCGGAGGAGGAGGCCGUCCAUGCCGGACGGGCGUUGCCGGUGGAUGCGAUUAUCUGUAGUGUUGGCGGUGGCGGGUUGUUGAAUGGGUUGGUGGCGGGGAUUGAGCGGGAGCGGGCGCGGUCGUUUGCGGAGGAUGGAGGUGAAGUGGUGAAGCCGGUGCAUCUGCUGGCGGUCGAGACCAAGGGCACCGAUUCCCUGGCCGCCGCGCUGCAGCACGAGGAGCUGGUCUCCCUGCCCAAGAUCACCUCGCAGGCUACCUCGCUGGGCGCCGUCCGCGUCUCCGAACGCACGUUCCAGUAUGCCGUGAAGCCGCCCCCGGGCGUGAGGGUGCAUAGUGCCGUGUUGUCGGAUGCGGAGGCGGCCAAGGGGGUGUUGCGGCUCGCGGAUGAGGAGCGGAUGUUGGUCGAGUUGGCGUGUGGUGUCUGUGUGGAGGCUGCUGUUGGUGGCGGUUCGUCGUCGUCGGCGGGCAAAAAGAGGAAGUAUGUGGAUGAAGGUUACGGGGAUGAUCGCCUGUCGGCCGGGGAGAAUGACGACGAGGGCUUCUCGCCGGUGCACGCCCCUUCGCCACCUGCGGCGGCGUCGCUGUCGUCGAAGUUGAAACAGUUGGUCCCCGACUUGAAUGAGGACAGCCGCGUGGUCAUCGUUGUCUGUGGUGGCAGCAAUGUCACCAUUGAUAUGGCGGCGGAAUGGCGGAAAAUGCUGAGUGAGGGCUGGGCUUGACUGCGUUGGGAUCUCGGGUUUUGUCAUAUACGGAUAGAUAUGCUGCUUUCUUGUGGGUUCAGAACCUGGCUGCGCAGGCUUCGUCUUACGAUAUUUAAUGAAUUCAUGAUUGUUUUGAGAUUCGAUUUGGUGUAUUUGCCUCUGUAGCAGGAGAACUAGAACCGGAUGGAAUCUGAUGUCGGAAUGGUAUUUUCUUCUGUCACUUGUCAGGUAGGGAGUAAUUCUGCAA
Messenger RNA from Aspergillus japonicus CBS 114.51, 1801 nucleotides. Its product is annotated as putative L-serine dehydratase. Gene Ontology annotation, biological process: L-serine catabolic process; L-threonine catabolic process. The record is from RefSeq and is a predicted model, not a curated record. The transcript has a single exon. Gene Ontology annotation, molecular function: threonine deaminase activity; L-serine ammonia-lyase activity; pyridoxal phosphate binding. Lineage: Eukaryota; Fungi; Ascomycota; Eurotiomycetes; Eurotiales; Aspergillaceae. The coding region runs from base 271 to 1572 and encodes 433 amino acids.